Messenger RNA from Actinia tenebrosa (Australian red waratah sea anemone), 1681 nucleotides. RefSeq names its product cdc42 homolog. NCBI's taxonomy places the organism in Eukaryota, Metazoa, Cnidaria, Anthozoa, Actiniaria, Actiniidae. Gene Ontology annotation, molecular function: GTPase activity; GTP binding. Gene Ontology annotation, biological process: small GTPase-mediated signal transduction. The record is from RefSeq and is a predicted model, not a curated record.
UGUGAGGCACGUAGGACUGCAGUAAAACAGUAGGACUGCUGUAAACACGAUUUGGAAGAGAAAAGUUAAUUCUUUCGCAAACAAAAUGCAUUGUUUUAAGCUAGUUAUUGUUGGAGACAGCACUGUUGGGAAAACUUCCCUGCUUAUCUCGCGUCAGCACGGCUCGUUCCCGUUUGAAUCUACACCUAGAGUGUUUACUGACAGUGCUUACGACACUCUUGUUGAUGGUUGUGUGUACACUAUUGGUUUUUGGGAUACAGUCGGGCAGGAGGACUACGCUAAGCUAAGGCCGCUGUCUUAUCCUGAUACAGAUGUAUUCUUGGUUUGUUUUGAUGUGUCAAACAGAAAUUCGUUUGAGAAUAUCGAGCACAGAUGGAUACCAGAAAUUAGACACUACUCUCCUGACUCUGCGAAUAUUUUGGUAGGAACUAAGAUAGAUCUAAGGUUAAACGUUGCUAAAGACUCCAGAUCUCCCCAGGACUAUGUGACGUAUGAAGAAGGCAGACAACUCGCUGGUAGACUCGGUAUCUCUACCUACUUGGAAUGCAGCGCUCUCACCCGUGAAGGGCUCGAUGCAGUCAUCCCUACAGCUGUGCGCACAGCUGUUCGUGAAAACUCCUCUAAAAAAGAAUCCAACUUCUGGUGCUGUGGCAAAAAGAUCUUCUCCAGAAAAAAGUGAUGCAACAUCAAAAUGAGCAGUGCGCACAGCCGUUUGCGAAAACGUUAACCUGUUUGAACACUGAAUUAGCAUUCGCAAUUGGUUUCAUUUAAUUCCAACAUUGUGAACCCCUUUUCUGUAUAUAAAUCAUCAAUUAUUUUCAAUUAACUGACGCCCUAUUGCAGGGCCACUAAAAUUCCAAGCCCCUUUUUUCACAAACCCCACCCCCUUCCUAUCUUCCUAUAAAUAUAGAACGAACUCUAAAAUAAGAGGUAAACAAAUUAAGAGCAGCUCCUCUGACACCAUACUGUUAUUUGAGUGUGGGUUUGGACCACGAAACAAUUCCGAUUUUAUUCGAGUUUGACAAAAAAUUACGUCUCUAACGGCAUAACAUUAGGUUUCUAUGACCAGUUUGAGACGAUAAAUAAACGUUCAUUGUCUGUCAGACCUGCUUCCUAUAGAGCUAAAAGACGAAUUGGAAGCUAUUUGUUUUCAUUAGUGUGAGUUUUUUUCAGUUCAUGUGAUAUUGUUUUCUUGUUUUCCUCUCCCCGCAAAAAUCGACUUCCCCUAAAUUCCAAUUCCGCUUCGACCCUCCAUUAUAUACAUUUACCCGAGACUAUAGUAUCAUUCGUUCCUCAUUGCCGAAGUUUGAAAUUUUUUUCAUACAUUUACUAAUGCCCUCCAAUCCCCCUCAUAGCCUUAACCAAUCAAAACUUGAUUUUUCAACACGAACGGCGGCUAAAGGAGGGCCCCGAAAUCUUUAGGAAUGUAGAGAGCAAAGAUUUCAAAGACGCCACGACCAAUUACACGUUCAAUCCUAAACAAUAAAAAAGUGCUUUGAAUAAGAAUUAAUACGAUAAUGAUUAUUUUCGGUCAAAUCUUUAGAAAAGGAUAUAAUUAGCGUUUGUUUUGAUUUAUUUAAAGUAAACAUCUCCAAGUUAAAGGGAAACCGACCAAAGGCUUGUAACAAUGGCCGCCACGCGCUCAAUUCGCGUUACGCAACUAUAAACUUUUUUAAUACGA